AUGCAAAAUAGCAGUCAUGACGUCAAAGAGUCGAAAGGCUAAAUAAAUUUUUGAGAGUCAGAAAUAUUUUUGAAUUUCGCGGGAACUACUUUGAACACGGCUUCACAAUACAUAUCGUUUACUGAAAAAGUUUUAAAUUAAAUUUUAUAAAUGUUUGAUCAUUUCAAUAAGAUAUUCAUGUGAAGUUUCAAAAUAAUUGCUUCAACUUUCCUCAUUAAACUAUCAAAAAUAUUCUUUUAUAUUUCCUUAUGGGUUUUCUUUUCUUUUAAUCACCUCGUGAAUUUUUUUUAAAUCAUAUUGUUCAUACGGUUUUACUACAUUAGUGUGAAUAAAUUUUCAUUUACUAUACCAAAGAGAGAAGAAAACGUUUUAAGGUUUUUACAUACAGGUCAGUUCUAUUAUGCCGUAUUCAAAGUAGUUUUUCGAAAUUAAAAAAUUUUUGUAGCUCUCCGAAAUCUUUUUUUUUGCUUUUCUGUCUUUUCUUCUUUUUCCGGAAUUAAUUUGAACGCGGCAUUAUUUCCGAGUAUUUUAAAGGCGCAUAGGGUUCUGCGUGCGUGAAACAUUGAAAGUCUCUGGCUCCUCCCACAGCUGGGCGGCGCCAGAAGGAGGACGCGAUUUCGUCAUACCCGCUACUUUCACUGUCAUUUCUUCACGCUUCGUUCACUUGCCGUCUUUUUUUUCUGUUUUCGUCCGGUCAACGAUCACACAGUUCGAGAAUAUUAAACUGCUAGAAACAGAGAAAAGUGAGUUCAAAGCUUUUUUUAAAAUAUUUUUUAUAAUUUUUAUCACGGUUUAACGAAUUUGAAAAAAUGUUGGGAACCCAUUGCUAAAGUUCAAAUAAAUUUUUCCGCCAACUGCGCUUGAUUUUGCAUAGCUGUAACGUUUUUUGAAAGUUAAUGGGUUAAAAUUUUGAAUUUCGCUACGAUUUCCACUUCUUCAAAAUUAUUUCUCGAUUUUAGCACCUUUAAGCAGACCAUUACGCUGAUGUGAAUUGGCAGAAAGUAAUCAAAGCUGUGUCAAAAUAAUUUUUUCGAAUGUAAAUGAAAAAGCUGUUUUCCUUUCCAAUUUCUGCCGUGCUUCUUUGAAAAAUUGAAUAAAAAAGAUAAAAUCUUUCUGAUCAUCACAACACUAAAUUCAACAUUGCCACUUUCCGACUUUGCAGAAAUGAUGAUUUUCUUUGAGAAACGUCUCUGGGAGAAGAAGACAAGCGCUCGCGAUGCUGCCACGCGUGAGCCGAAUAACAACCUUAAGUGCACAAGUAAUAGGGGCUUGCCCUCUAUGGCGAGAAAAUUCUCGGGCUCCCCCUAAACCAAUCACACCUGUGAGCAAUUGUCAGAGCUUUGCCUCCAUCAACGCGCCACUAUGUAGUGAUUCUCUCAGGCAAAGAAGGUUUCAAGUAACUGCUCAAUUUUUCAUGAUUACUUUUUUAUAGUACCAGUAUUAAUCAUGAUCCGUUCCUGGGAGUUACCAAUGAAGACGAUGUCAUACACGAGCUGGAGUUGCUUGAUCUUGACCGCUGGAACGCUUCAUAUUCUUGCGUCGCAUCUCCUAGUUUCAACAGACAAGUUCGUGAAGUCGAAAAAGAGCGCCCGCUCUCAUGGAUGGAUAACAGUCCCGACUUCCCGGUAAGUGAAUUUACCGUAGUUAAAUGAAAAAAUAGGCUUUAUCUCGAGUUCGAUUGCUGUGAUGAAAAUCAUGCUAAUCAUGAAGAGGCGCGAUCGCUUCGUUCUCCAUGUUGUACAAAGAAGAUAUCUGAGCAUGAUGAACUCGAUGAUUUCGAAAUUUGUUUUAACUAGUAGGCUGAAGAUUUUUGAACAUUGUUCAUUAUUUGUAAAUGAAGAGGUAGUUUCAGUCUUUCGAGUUGGACUCUAACGAAAUGGCUUGUUUGGCCCCUCCUGUUUCGCCUGAACUGAACCCGUUGGAAUUGGAUAUUGAUCGCGCUUGUAAUAGUGUAAAUUGGGAGGUUCAUCUUUCCGUCCAGGGUUUAGUCAUAAUAAUUAUUUUAAGGCUUGGACAAAAUAUUUAUCGGAAGAAGGCGAAGAGCUUCAAGCGAGUAGUCUUUGGAAGGAAUAUCAAGAAGACGCCAGCAUAGAGUCGCCCAUGGAGAGUGUUGAGAGCUUGAAAGAAGACUCUACCGAUGAAUAUUCUGUGAGUUAUCAUUUACAUCAUCUCAGUUGAUUCUGAAAGGACAUUUACCGAUUUUUGCCUAAAACUUCAUACAGCGUUCAGAGUGAUUUCAGCGAAAUAGAAAUAACUGUCAGAGAAUGAAAAAAUAACAGUUUCAGAGAGUAAGGUCCUUUUUGUUAUGCCGAAAUUACUUUGAACACGACAAUAACCUUGUCUAUGUCCUACCUUUUAUUUUAAUCCGAACCUCUUCAUGCUAUUCGAACGAAAGAAUUUUUAGGGUUUUCCAGAACAAGUAAAACAAGAACUUGAUGAAGAUUCAACACAUCCGUUAGAAGUCAAGCCAGACUUCGAAGAUGAUUUGAGCUAUUCCGGUCCUUUGACAUGGAUACCGACAGAUGACUCCAAAUCGGACGAGAAAAAAGUUUCAUUUGGAAAGAAUCCACUUAGUCUGCUUCGCGAUAAUGCGAAAUUCGGGUCUUCAAGCCCAGCCGACUAUUAUUCAGAUGAAAAAGUCAGUUUCAAAAAACGAGGAGUCAAAAUGAAGGUAAUAAAAUUUUUUUUAUUUUUAAACUAAUAUCUCUUUCCAGCCCUCGGUAGACUGUGAAACCGAUCGUAGAAGAGCUCUUAAUAGGGAGGCGGCAUUACGUUACCGUGAGAAGAAAAGAAGUGAGACGAUGAUAAAGAGAAGGUUAUUUUUUUACCCCUGCUUGGGAGUAUUUCGAUUAACUUGAUCAAAUUUAUUCAAAAAGUUUUUUUUUUUAUGUUAAGUUCAAAUUUGAAACGGGAAACAAAAGAUUUUCGCGUUCAAAAGCACGAACCUAAUCGCAGGUAAACGCGGCGAAUUCCCACAGUGUGAUUUGUCGACUCCGCCUAUCUGGCAGUAAAAAAAUUUUGAAAGGAAUAGGAUGUUGGACGUUUGCCAGAAAAGGUGAAAUUAACCAUCACGCUGUGAGAAUCCACUGCGUUUCGAGCCUUUGAACCAGAAAAACUUUCGCUGAGCGCGUGAAAAUAGCUCUCAACGCGGAAUUAGAGAUGAGACACUAAAAAUUUUUUACAUGUUUUACUGGAUAAAAAAAACAAUCUCUAAAAUAAUUUUGAAAAAGACCCUUCUAUUAUCCCAUGAUUCAGCAGAGAAUCUUCUCUGAUGAUUGAAAAAAUGUGUAUUUUGAACAGCGAUUAUCCACCUUUUCACAUCAACGUAUUAUAUUUAAUUUUUAUUUUUGAUCCCUUACUUCGUUUUAUUUAACUCUGUGAAGGCAGCCCGUGUAGAAGUAUUUGAUGAACUAAUAUACUCGAGAGAUUGAAAGUUGCUUUCACGUUGAAUAUUUAGGGAGUUACAACUUACCGUAGAGCGUAACAAGUUUCUUCGACAACGAGAGCGGCAGCUGCAAUCCGAGAUAUCCAAGCUUCGAAGCAAGUUGAGCAAUCUUGGUUUAUUGUAA
Caenorhabditis auriculariae is the source of this 3569-nucleotide messenger RNA. The record is from the annotation of a GenBank genome assembly. NCBI's taxonomy places the organism in Eukaryota, Metazoa, Nematoda, Chromadorea, Rhabditida, Rhabditidae.